Molecule: messenger RNA, 440 nt
Organism: Prunus avium (sweet cherry)
Lineage: Eukaryota; Viridiplantae; Streptophyta; Magnoliopsida; Rosales; Rosaceae
Source: RefSeq, a predicted model, not a curated record
GUGUAUAUUUCUUUUCAUGAUGGCAGAUGGAGUAAUGACGGUGGAAUGGUCUACUUCUAGUGAGUGGGUUUUGAUUACAGGUGGAUGUGACGGUGCAAUACGUUUUUGGGACAUUAGACGUGCUGGAUGUUUUCAUGUUUUAGAUCAGUCCCAGUCUCAGCUUGGGAGACGUCCACCCAUCUUGAAACGCUCUGCCAUGAUUAAGGGUUCAACAGCCAAGUCCUUGUCAGCAAGUCAAAGUUCAUUUGCAAAAGCACGGACACCACAAACGAAACUCAUGAAUGCAAAGCAAUCACCUGUCGGUAAAAUUCCAGUAAAGGGAUCUCUGAAGCAAAGAUUACAUCCAGGGAUGUUGUCUAGUCAGGAUCGUGCAACUGCUCAUUAUGGUGCUGUUACUGGGCUAAAAGUUACUGAAGACGGCAUGUAUCUCUUAAGUGCAG